This is a messenger RNA of Mitosporidium daphniae, 1635 nucleotides long. RefSeq names its product forkhead transcription factor. The record is from RefSeq and is a predicted model, not a curated record. NCBI's taxonomy places the organism in Eukaryota, Fungi, Microsporidia. Bases 1 to 1635 code for a protein of 544 amino acids. Gene Ontology annotation, biological process: anatomical structure morphogenesis; regulation of transcription by RNA polymerase II; cell differentiation. The transcript has a single exon. Gene Ontology annotation, molecular function: RNA polymerase II cis-regulatory region sequence-specific DNA binding; DNA-binding transcription factor activity, RNA polymerase II-specific.
AUGACGGAUUAUAUCGUAACAAAUACAUCAUCCGUUAAUUCAUCAAAAAUCAAUGGACCGCAGCUGACCCAUCCAUCAUCAUCAGCAUCAUCAUUAUCAUCCUCUGAAAUAGGCGGGCCGUUAUCGAGUAUGAAUAAUAAUUGGAAUACACAAAUGGGCGGAUACCACCAACUUUCUAUGCAUUCCCCUGCAGGAUCGAAUCAGUUCUUUUCGCACCCCGAUGCAAACGGAAAUAUGUGGCUGUCUCCAUUCAUGCCUGGGCAGUAUAUGGGGGAAAACGCUCCAGAUCCAUACUGCUAUUCGAUGUAUGACCAACCCCUUGCAUCACUCCCGAUCGUUCAUCCAGAAUCAAAAAUUAUCAACGGCAAUGCCGAUGCAAAUACACACCACGCUCUUUCGCAACAUUUUGCGCCUCAAUUCUUCACAUCUGUUCGGCAUGCAGAAGCUGCAUUUGCGUCUUCACAGAAAGAAAAUGUAGCGCCGCCCAAUAAUGCCCAGUCCAAUGGCAUGGGGUUUUCACAGGCUCCCUUCAACAUGCAAAAAACAAUUCAACUCGAAGAUUACUCAAUUGCCUUCAAGGACGGCUCAAAACCGCCAUAUUCAUAUGCCUCGCUGAUCGCACAAGCGAUCUUGUCAUCAGAAGCAAAAAAGCUGACCCUCAGCUCAAUUUAUGAAUGGAUUACUUGCAAAUACCCAUACUAUCACAACCAGCUGAAUGGCUGGCAAAACUCUAUCCGACAUAACCUUUCGCUAAACAAAUGCUUUAUUAAGAUUCCUCGUUGCGACUCCGAUUGCGGAAAGGGGGCCUUUUGGGGCAUCGAUCCAAACUACCUCCAUUUGUUUGAAAACGGCUACUUGAAGAAAAAAAGGGCAAGAGCCACGGAUGAAAAUUUUGUUCCCUCGCUUUCGCAGGCGGUCUCCGCAAACAUUUACCAUCAAACACAUGCCAACGGGCAGCAACAGUUAUACCAAUCACCAGCAGGGUUUUUCAUGGGUGACAUAUACUCAAACCCUAACGCGUACCAAACCAUCCACCAUUCCCAUGCGCCGCCAAAUGCUUCUGUUCGACCAAAACCAUCUCGCCCAAAGAAGAAGCAAAGUGCAGCAAAAUCAACAGACAAGGCCCCCAGGAGGAGGGCGUCCAUUACAAUAGUAGAUUCGUCGAAGAAUCCUGGUUGCAUGGAAGCGAUGCCAUUAGAUUCUCAGCAAGCGCAAUAUUUGGGGCCUUCCGAUUACUUUAUCCCGCAACAACUCGACUAUCGGCAACUGCCCUCGCAUUCUCAAGCAACGUGUGGGGGGCUAUAUAUGGCCUCACCGCAGAUGUUUUAUAACUCUCCGUCAUCGCCGAGAAAAAUGUCGUGCCCUGCCAUAUUCUCGAACAAUGGCGACAAUAUCAACGUGCCUUCCCCCAACUCCAUAUCAUCAUCUUCCAAUAUUUAUAAUACAACAUCUUGCAGCAAGAAUGAUUUUGAGAAUUGGAUGUUUUCUAAUACCAACAUUAUGUCGCAAGGUUCAGAAGACUCUGUCUUCAUCGACAAAUACCAAGCCAUGAACGCCCAGUGCCAGCCAAUGUUCCUUCCGCCGCUCGAGGGAGUUGACCCAGCAUCGCCUUUUGCCCCUGCAGAAAGGUUUUAA